This is a messenger RNA of Mesorhabditis belari, 3375 nucleotides long. Lineage: Eukaryota; Metazoa; Nematoda; Chromadorea; Rhabditida; Rhabditidae. The record is from the annotation of a GenBank genome assembly.
AUGUCAAGGUUGAGCGCGAGCUCGAGUCGAGCUUGUUCGUCUCCAACGAAUCGAAAUGUGAACAUCAAUAAGCUCUUGAGUUUGCUUGACUCGGAUGACAAACAAGUCGAGAAUGACAUUCGCCAAGCGCUUCACUAUCAACUUGGAAUGGGGCAAGGGAUUCGUCAACUCGUCAAUCAUUACUACGAGCAUGGAUCAGGAAGAGCACUGGACUUGUUGACAGAGAUCAAAGAUCCGCACGAUUUUGCUUUAUUAGACGUUGUGAAAGAAAUGAUGAUGAACGCGAAAAAGACUCCAGCAGCUAUAAUCCUUUUGGGUCAAAUCGUUCAAUCAGCUCCGUCUUGGGUCCCUCGAAUCGCCAAGCAUGAGAUCUUCCAAACUGUGCUCAAGUUUGUUAAUAGAACGCACACUCAUGUAAUGGCUGAAGACAUCGCCGCUCUUCUCUUUCUCGCCUCUUUGUUGCCCCAUUGUGCUGUGAUGUCGGAGAUUCAACUUCGACAACUUUUUGAUACUUUUGUGAAUGCCGCCGGUUUUCUACAGGGAAAGAUGCGAGACUUGCGGGCGAACACAAAUCCAGUGGAUCGAAUCAAUGUCUCUCACUUGCAAUAUGCCGUUCGAGAAUAUUUCCAUUCUUUGUAUGGAAUCUAUCCAUACAUGCUCAUUCAUCAUCUUCGCUCAUAUUUCAAAACGAUUCAUAGUCCAGAACAACAAGCAAUUCUUGAUGGAGUGGUGAUCCCUUUGUUGAAUGGAGUCAAACUUCAUCCAAAUUUAUUGAUUAUGGAUAGAGAGAAGGAGUUGUCGAGAGAAAGAUGGGCAAAGAAAGAGGCACACGAUUUCUUGGAUGAUUGUAGGCGAGUCGUGAUUGGAUUGAUUCCAACUACUUACAAUGUUGAUCAACCCGAUGUGGAAGGUGAAUCUCGAGGUGGUGAGGGUGGAGACGAUAUUUUUUUGGCACUUCUCCCAACAACGAGUCAAGAUGGGCAAAUGUCGAAUACACAAACAGAGGAAUCAGCUGCGACUGAUGCAAUCAAUACGGGUGCAAAUUUUGACUUGAUGUCAUUGUUAAACACGCCACCAGGCACUCGCUCAUCAUCUCCGCAUGGGAGAGCCAUAAACGAAAGCUUAAAAGAUUCAGUUAUUUCAUCAAGGCAACGCGAUGCCUCUGGAAACUCAAGCAGAAGUCGCUCUUUCAUCUCACAAUUGAUUGGAAAUGUGAAGAAAGCUAUCUCACCCCAAGUUGAAAGAGUUUACGAGCCAUUGAUUGAGGUGGUGGCUGAAGAUGGGGAUAAUGCGAGUGGAACUGUGAGUACAGCUGAAGAAGCGGAAGAAGUUUUCGAUGUGGAUCAUCUUCUCUCCGCUAAAGUGACAAUGGUUCAAAGGGAAAGAGCUGAAUCGAAUGCUGAAGAAAUGAGGAAAACGAGUCAAAAGCAUUCUGUUCAACGUUUAUCUGGGGAAUUCGAUGAAAGGAGUCGAGAUCCGAGCGGGAAUAGUGGAGGAAAAAGGAGUGGACCGAGAAGAAGUGAUCCAAUGGUAAACUAUAUGGACGAAGUUGUGGCGGCGAGAGAAGCGGCUCGACAAUCCGUUCGUGAACGAGGAUUUACAAUUGAUGAGACAAAAGUACAUCUCAAUGAUGCCGGCGAUUUCAUGUACAACAACAAUGCCAUUUCAUCAGAUUCUGUCUCAAACACUUCACAUGAAGAUCUUGAUGUCUCUAGUGAACCUCAACACCUUGUUCGUCCUCGUUUCUCUGUAUCCGCCUUUUUUAACAAAUUUAAUCGCCAACGCUUUCAUUCUGAAUGUCCUCCAUUGCAAAAUGAUGAAACUGAUAUUACUGGUCAAGUGAAAGAUGAGAAUAGCCCUGAAUUAGAGGGAGCUACGUCAAAGAACGUUUCAGAGAUGCAGGGUCUCCGUUCCUCUUCUUGUCCAGACAUUCGUGAUCUUCUCCGUCGUCGUCGGAGUGUUCCCGAUGCUUUUGUAAAUCAAAUCGAAUCCCAAACAUUUCAAUCGAUCGCUUUCCCGCAAAACGAGAAGCAACUCCUUCAAGCGUUUCCAUAUUUGACGCUGAUCACUGGACCGCAAAUGAGUUUGUAUGGAAAGCUUGAGAAAACACUGGAACAGCAACAUGAAGAGAAUCGAGCCGCUUACAUUGCUGCCAGUAAAGCGUAUCACAACACGCUCAAGGAUUUGUACUUGGCUGAUCGUUUGCCUGGAAGAAUCUACGAUGACAUGUCUCAUAUCUUGCAGGAUUUGACUCCAGAAGCUCAGACUGAAGUCCUUCAAUCGCGUCUUCGUCUCGUCAAUCAGCAUCUUCUCUACGAGCGGAGUUGUCGUCUAUUGCACGCCAAUCGGAAUCGUCGACUUUAUGGAAGAAUCCGUUUACAGAAGAAUCUUGAGAACGAGUUGGCGAGAUAUCGAGAGAAUGAGAUUGAGAUGUUGACGGAGAGGGAAAAUCUCAUUAAGGCUUUAUCACAAAUGCGAAGUCAGGAAAAGAAAUUGAAAGAUGAGAGUAAAAAGGCGCUGCAACAGCUCAAGGAAAAGUACGCUUUGUUGGCUGAGAAAAACAAGAAAUUGGAGUUUGAUGUGAAAGAACAAGACAUGAAAAUUCAGAUAUUAGAGGAUGACUUGGAGAAGAAGUCUCAGCCGAUCGAAUUGGCGUGGCGUAAAGCGACCGACGCUGAGGCUUGCAUCGACAUUACCCAAAAGGAACUCGAUGCGACAAGGGCUCAACUUGUAAUGCAUGAGGGUGUGGCUCGAGAAAAUCAACAGUUGAAAGAUCAAAUUGAGAUGUUGAAGAAAAAGAAUCAGGAUAUCGGAAUGAGUCCAGAGGUGAUCAAUCGGAUUCGUUCUCUUGAGAUCGCUUGUGGGGAUUAUGAGAAUCGAAUCGCCAUUUUAAAUGGAGAAAGGGACAACUUGGAGACGUCGGUGACGACUUUUGAGGAAAUAGUCUCAGGGCAGAAAAGAGAGCUCGAGAUGCUUCACGAGAAAUUGCGAAGAGCGGCACGACAAAUAAAUGAGCAGGCUGACGCCGCCGAGCAAAAGUUCAUCUCCUUGCAAUUGGUUUGUCGAGAGUUGGAAUCCCAUGUGAAUGAGCUGUAUCUCAAAUUAGAGAGCAUUGAAGAAAGCCCAAUCGAUGAAAGCGUGGAAAAAGCGAACAUCUUCAGUUUUGUGGAGUUGCCCGAAUCCGAGAGAGGACGGGUUGAAAACUGGUCCAGUGCUGAACAAAUGUUGGAUUCAAACCCAGAUUCUCCAGUCAGUCUUCGUCCGUCACCUGCAGUUGAUAACGUUACUGGAAUGGACCGUUCAAUCUCUGUCCCACCUGAUUCCUACGACAAUUUUGUCUCCACUUCACCACCAAAUGAGCGUUGUUCGCUACCA